This is a messenger RNA of Diorhabda sublineata, 1608 nucleotides long. Its product is annotated as myrosinase 1-like. Gene Ontology annotation, biological process: carbohydrate metabolic process. Gene Ontology annotation, molecular function: beta-glucosidase activity. The transcript is spliced from 8 exons. Lineage: Eukaryota; Metazoa; Arthropoda; Insecta; Coleoptera; Chrysomelidae. The coding region runs from base 22 to 1584 and encodes 520 amino acids. The record is from RefSeq and is a predicted model, not a curated record.
AAUUUAUAUAUUACAAUAAACAUGAUUGUCAAACGUGUAUGUACUUUGAUUAUUUUAGUAACAGCAAGGUAUACCAAUGGAGAAAAUAAUGGCUCUUUUCCUGAUACUUUUUUAUUUGGAGUAGCAAUUUCUUCAUAUCAAUCCGAAGGAGCUUGGAAUGUGGACGGUAAAAGUGAAAGUAUUUGGGAUGCAUUUACACAUAAAAAUCCUUCUCCUAUAAAAGGCGGCCAUAAUGGUGAUGUUGCCUGUGAUUCUUAUCAUAGAUACAAAGAAGAUAUUGCACUGGCAGCUGGACUGGGACUCGAUUUUUAUAGAUUUUCAAUUUCAUGGUCAAGAGUCCUUCCAACUGGUUACGACAAUGAAGUAAAUGAAAUUGGAUUACAAUAUUAUAAAAACUUCGUGGCAGAAAUAAGAAAAUAUGACAUGAUUCCUGUAGCAACAAUCUACCAUUGGGAUCUUCCAAAUAAUCUUGUAUCCAUUGGCUGGGAUAAUUUAAAAAUGGUAGAUCUUUUCGUGAAUUAUUCAAGGGUGGUUAUUAAAAAUCUACCAGAUGUGGGAGUCUGGCUUACAAUAAACGAACCAAAACAAAUAUGUCACAGUGGCUAUGGCGAUACACUCUUAGCCCCGGCAAAAAAUAGCAGCGGUUUAGCUGAAUAUAUGUGUGCAUAUGUAGUCCUCAAAGCACAUGCUGAAACAUACCAUAUGUAUAAAGAAGAGUUCAAUAACUAUACAGCAAAAAUGUCUAUAGUUAUAGACUGUCAAUGGUAUGAACCCUUAACUAGUUCAGCAGCAGAUAAAGAAGCAGCAGAAAGGUUUAUAAACUUUGAAUGCGGAAUAUAUGCACAUCCAAUUUACAUUGGAGAUUGGCCAAUCGACUUGAAAUUUCGAAUAUACGAAAGAAGCUUGAUGGAAAAUUACAACAAGAGUCGUUUACCUGAACUUACCCUUGAAGAAAUUAAUUACAUACAAGGCACUGCUGAUUUCUUUGCGUUGAAUACUUAUUUUACUUAUAUGGUAAAUGAUGUACCGGAAGGAGACCCAAAUAUCACUAGUUUUCAGAACGACGUAAGAAUUGAGAAAACGUAUGUUAAAGGUGCUCAAUUAGGUGCAAAUGGUUUCCCUGUAGUGCCUUGGGGAGUAUACAAAAUGUUGAAAUACAUUAAAAAUGCAUACAAUGACCCUGUUAUACUUAUUACAGAAAUGGGUUUUUCAGAAUAUGGUUUAACUUUAGAAGACGAUCUUAGAAUAUUGUUUUUCAUGGAUUAUUUCAACGCUACACUUGAGGCGAUGUUUCAAGACGGUGUACAAGUUAUAGGAAUUUCUGCUUGGAGUUUAUUGGACAACUUCGAAUGGGUGGAUGGGUACAGUGCUCAUUUUGGAUUUUAUUACAUCGAUUUCACUGAUCCCAAUCUGACAAGAAUACCAAAAAAGUCCGUGGAAUUCUUCAAAAAACUUGUUGAAAAGAAAAGUCUACCGAUAUUAGAAAAUUAUCAAAACAGCGGAGCUGACAACAAAAUAUUUAAUUCCAUUGUGAAUAAUUUAUUAGGCAUAUUUAUUAUUUUUUAUAUUUUAUUUAUACAAUGAUAUUAAUAAAAAAAUUAAAGCUAA